UGAACGUGAACAAAACCCUAAGUAACUAUAUAAAAUCGGACUACUUCCUCCGAUCUCCACUCAUCCCUGCAAGGCGAUCCGAACGCAGUCUCUGCUCUUCCUCUCCGUUGCUCCACCGCACAAGCGAAUUUAUUGUUUAAGCAGAGAUGAAGGUGAUUGCAGCGUUUUUGCUCGCCGUAUUGGGAGGCAACCCCAACCCAACAGCCAACGAUCUGAAGACCAUUCUAGGAUCAGUUGGAGCUGAGGCUGAUGAGGACAUGAUUAAGCUGUUGUUGGAUCAAGUAGAGGGAAAAGAUCCAACAGAACUGAUUGCCUCUGGUAGAGAAAAGUUGGCUUCAGUGCCUUCUGGUGGUGGCGCUGCCGUUGCAGCUGUUGCUGCAGCUCCUGCUUCUGGUGGUGGUGGUGGUGGUGCCGCUCCUGCUGAAGAAGCGCCUAAGAAAGAAGAGAAGGUUGAAGAGUCCGAUGAUGAUAUGGGCUUUAGCCUUUUCGAUUAAAAGGAUUAGUGCUGCUGGUUCAUUCAAAGGGCGUCUUUUUUUUUUUUAGUGCUUUUAGUUGAAGCUUUCAUUAGCUAGGUUUAUAUCUAGAUUUUCAGGUUCUGGAACUUGUGUUGGGCAAAUCUGAGUUGUGAUUUUAUGGAUCUCAUUGGGAAUUUUAAAUUGUUUUCUAAGUUUUGCCAAUAUUGCCUAGAUGCAUUUCAAGUUUUCAACCUUUUCUGGACA
Messenger RNA from Tripterygium wilfordii, 719 nucleotides. Its product is annotated as 60S acidic ribosomal protein P2-4-like. Bases 147 to 494 code for a protein of 115 amino acids. Gene Ontology annotation, cellular component: cytosolic large ribosomal subunit; ribosome. Gene Ontology annotation, biological process: cytoplasmic translational elongation. Lineage: Eukaryota; Viridiplantae; Streptophyta; Magnoliopsida; Celastrales; Celastraceae. The transcript has 4 exons. The record is from RefSeq and is a predicted model, not a curated record. Gene Ontology annotation, molecular function: structural constituent of ribosome.